Molecule: messenger RNA, 17704 nt
Organism: Meriones unguiculatus (Mongolian gerbil)
Lineage: Eukaryota; Metazoa; Chordata; Mammalia; Rodentia; Muridae
Product: zinc finger protein 431-like
Exons: 4
Coding region: 15401-16606 (401 amino acids)
Biological process (GO): regulation of transcription by RNA polymerase II
Cellular component (GO): nucleus
Molecular function (GO): DNA-binding transcription factor activity, RNA polymerase II-specific; RNA polymerase II transcription regulatory region sequence-specific DNA binding
Source: RefSeq, a predicted model, not a curated record
CACUGUCAUCAAGCCAGUAAAACGUUUUCAUCUUAUCAUUGAAAGUACAAAUUAAAAUGGAAAAAAGAUUUUGUCAAAAUGUAUGUGUAUAUAUCUGUAUCUUACAUGAUUUGGGGACUGAAAACACUCAUUUGAAGACAUUAAAUUUGAAUGUCUUUCAACGAAUAUUUUCCUAGUGUGAGAUGAGAUUCUGUAAUAUAUAUGUGUAAAUACUAUAAAAAUAUAGCAAGUUCAAUAACGAAAAUUUUUAUGAUUUCAUGGAAUAUGUCCAAUGACAUAAGACUAGGGCAUCAUAUCCAAAGCAACCAUUUCAUCUAAAAUACAAUCUAUAUUCAUGACAAGAGACCAUAAGAAGAUCUUUUUGUGGACAAUAAAUAACUUGUAUUAGAGUAGGCAGUAACUGAAACAUAAUUGCUUUCACAGAUCAUUUAAUAUUAAUACAGUAUGAUGAAGGUGAAACCAAAACUGUGCUCCCAUUAUUAGAUUUUAAAAUACAGACAGUGCUCAUGAGCUGAGCCGUAUCUCAACAUGUUAGUGAUAAGUGUAAUGUGUGGGUUCUAAACCAACAAGAUAUAAACUAGGACUCAUUUACACUUAUGACCCUUGGAGAUCACCUUCAAAUAGGGUAUCAUGAAGAAGAUUGUUGAGCAAGUCAAUUAAACUUUUCAUUCAGUCAACGUUAGGCAAAUAAAAGAUGAAAUGUGAAUGUUUGUAUACUAUAUAAUUUAGUAUUAUAGGAAUCAGUAAUGUUUGACAUUGAUAUUGACAUAGUCUGUAGUCAUGGCUUCCAGUCAUAAAAUAGGUAAGUAUGUCUCUUGUACAGAUAACUAAGUACCUAUAUAGAAGUUCUUUAUAACACAAGUUAUUAAUUAGUUAACACAAUAUCAGGUUGUGUUAUUUUUAAAAGUUAAUUUUUUUGUAAUCAAGAUAAUACUGGUGUCUUUACAAAAAUAUAGAAGUUUUUCUUCUUUUUCCCUUUUGUGGAAUACUUUGAGGAGUAUUGCAGUGAGUUAUUUGAGACUCUUGUAGAAUUCAUGGUGAAUCACUAUACCUAGGCUUGCUUUCCUUUUUCUUUUAAUUAAGAGAUUUUUAAAUUAUCAUUUCUAUCUUGGUUGUUAUGUGUCUGUUUUAAUAAUUUACUUCUUCUUGAUUUAAUGUUGUUAGAUUUUAUACAUCUAGAAGUCUACCCAUUUAUUAUUUUUUUUUUACAUUUAAAUGCUUAGUUGAAUGAAGACUUUUAAAAUAUGAACCUAUCAUUCUCUGCUUUCCUUAGUACAUAUUGUAGUAUCUUUUAGACCAGGAUUGAUACAGUUGACAUGGUCUUAAAAGAGAACAGACAGGCAUUUCCAAAAGCAGGAUUUUUCUCUCAGACAAAACACUGAUAUGCUAUUCUUUUGCGGGGGGAAGUGGAGAUUCUGUGCUGUAGUACCAGGGGCUGGAGGUCUUAAGUAGCUUGAUGGGGAGGACAUACUGUGGGGGUUCAGUGUAUAAAUUUCUGGCCUUAGUCCUGCCUUCUGUAGGUGUGUGGGUUUAUUUCUGAGUAUUUGAUUCAAUUCCAUUGACACUCCAAGUCUGUUUCUCUGCCAGUACUUUGUAUGCUGUUAUUAUUACUAUUGCUCUAUAGUAUAGCUUUAGAUCAUGGAUGGAAAUAACUUCAGAAGUUCUUUAUUAUACUGGGUUUGUUUUUUUUAAUAUGAUGUUGAGAAUUGUUCUUUCAAGGUCUGUAAGGAAUAGUGUUGGUAUUUUGAUGGGAAUUGCGUUAAUCUCUUGAUUUCUUUUGGUAGGAUGACCAUUUUUGCUGUUAUUCUUACUGAUCCAUAAGCAUGGAAAAUCUUUUAAUUUUCUGAUAUCUUCUUCAAUUUCUUUCUUCAGAGGCUUGAAGGGUUUUUGUUUGUUUGUUUGUUUGUUUUUCAUACAGAUCUUUCCUUUGCUUGGUAAGAGUUGAACUGAUGUACUUUAUGUUAUUUGUGACUAUUGGAAGGUUGUUGUUUCCCCAAUUUCUUUCUCAGCUCACUUGUCUUUUGUAUACAGGAAGACUUCAGAUUUUUUUUUUGAGUUAAUUUUAUAUCCAGCGAUUUUGCUGAAGGUGUUUGUCAGCUGUAGGAGUUCUCUGGUAUAAUUUUUAGGGCCACUCAUGUAUACUAUCAUAUCAUCUGUGAAUAUUGAUACUUUGACUUCUUCCUUUCUAAUUUGUAUCCCUUUGAUCUCCUUUAUUUGUCUUACUGCUCUAUGGACAGGGAGGAUGAUAUCUUUAAUGUGUUCUAGGAUUCGGUUUGCAAGUAUUUUAUUGAGUAUUUUUGCAUCGAUGUUCAUAAGAAAGAUAGGUCUGAAGUUCUCUUUUUUGAUUGGGUCUUUGUGGGGUUUUGGUAUCAAGGUGACUGUGGCUUCCUCGAAUGAGUUUGGUUGCUUCUGUAUCUAUUUUGUGGAAUAGUUUGAAAAGAAUUGGAGUUAGGUCUUCUUUGAAGGUCUGGUAGAAUUCUGUGCUGAAACCAUCUGGCCCUGGGCUUUUUUUUUUUUUGGCAUGAGACUUGUGAUGACUGAUUCUAGUUCCUUGGGAGAUAUAGGACUAUUCAAUUUAUUUACCCAAUCUAGAUUUAAUUUUGGUAGAUGGAAUCUCUCAAGAAAAUUGUCCAUUUCAUUUAGAUUUUCAAAUUGUGUGGCAUAUAGACUUUUCUAGUGAGACCUAAUGAUUGUUUGGAUUUCCUCAGUGUCUGUUGUUAUGUCCCACUUUUCAUUUCUGAUUUUGCUGAUUUGGAUAAUUUCUUUCUCCCCUUUACUUAUAUUGGCUAAGGAUUUGUCUAGCUUGUUGAUUUUCUCCAAGAACCAGCUCUUAGUCUUCUAGAUUCUUUGAAUUGUUUUCUUUGUUUCUAAUUCAUUCAUCUCAGCUCUGAGUUUCAUUAUUUCUAGUUGUCUACUCCUCUUGGGUGUGCCUCUUCCUUUUUUUCCUAGGGCUUUUAGGUGUGUCAUUAAAUUGCUUGUAUGAGAUGAACUACUCUCUGGAGGCACUUAGUGCUAUGAACUUUCCUUUUAGCAGUGCUUUCAUUGUGUCCCACAAGUUUGGGUAAGUUGUGCCGUCAUUUCCAUUGAAUUUUAGGAAGUCUCUAAUUUCUUUUUCCAUUUCUUCCCUGACAAAGCUGUCAUUGAGUAGAGAGUUGCUUAGUUUCCAUGUGUAUGUAGGCUUUUUGUUAUUUCUGUUGUUGUUGAAGUCUAGUUUUAAUCCAUGUUGGUCUGAUAGGAUACAAGGGAUUAUUUCGAUCUUCUUGUAUAUUUUGAGGCUUGCUUUGUGCCUGAUUAUAUGGUCAAUUUUUGAGAAGGUUCCAUGAAGUGCUGAAAAUAAGGUAUACUCUUUUGUGUUUGGGCGAAAAGUUCUGUAGACAUCUAUUAGGUCCAUUUUAUUUAGGACCUCUGUAAUUGUUAUUUCCUUAUUUUGCUUCUGUCUAGAUGAUCUGUCCCUUGGUAAGAGUGUAGUGUUGAAGUCUCCUACUAUUAAGUUGUUGGGAUCGAUGUGUGAUUUAAGCUUUAAUCAUGUAUCAUUUAUCAUCAAAUUCAGCUUCUGAAUUUGGGGCCUAGAUGUUCAGGAUUAUGAUGUCCUUCUGGUAUAUUUUUCCUUUGAUGAGAAUGAAUUGCCCUUCCUCAUCUUCUUUCAUUAAUUUUGGUUGAAAGUCUAUUUUUAUCAAGAGUAUUGGCCUGUGGGUUGUGUGUGUGUGUGUGUGUGUGUGCAUGUGUGUGUGAUUUUAAUUAGUUUGCUUAUGACAGGAAUGCUGGAUUUCUAGAAAGAGUUUUGAAGUGCUUCUUCUGUUUCUUUUCCUUUUUUUCUUUUCUUGAUAGUUUAGGAAGGAUUAUUAUAGCUCCUUUUUGAAUGUCUGGUAGAAUUCUGGUGUGACUUCAUCUUAAGCAGACACACUCAAGUGGAGUAAAUGAUUAGAAAUAAUCAAAUUCAGAGGUGAAAUCUCAUUCUAUUAAGCCACAGUCACCUUGACACCUAAAGUCCCAAAAGACCCAACAAAAAAAGACAACUUCAGACCUACCUCUCUUAUGAACAUUGAUGCAACAUUACUCAAUAAAAUACUUGCCAACUGAAUCCAAGAAAACAUCAAAGAUAUCCACCAUGACCAAGUGGGCUUCAUCCCUGCAUGCAGGGGAGGUUCAGUAUAUGGAAAUCUAUCAAUAUAAUCCACCACAUAAACAAACUGAAGGAGAAAAAGCACAUGAUCUUCUUAGAUCCUGAAAACGCAUUUGAUAAAAUCCAACACCCUUUCUUGUUUAAAGUCUUGGACAAAUGAGAGGUACAAGGCACAUACCUAAACAUAGUAAAGACAAUAUACAGCAAGUCUUUAGCCAACAUCAAACUAAAUGGAGAGAAACUUAAAUCAAUCCCAGUAAACCUCAGGGAAAAGGCAUGGCUGCUCACUCUCUCAGUAUCUCUUCAACAUAGUACUUGAAGUCCUCACUAGAGCAGUAAGAUAACUAAAGCAGAUCAAGAGGAUACAAAUCAGAAAGGAAGAAGUCAAAGUAUCGUUAUUUGAAGAUGAUAUAAUAUACAUAAGUAACUGCAGAAAUUGAACUAGAAAAAGCCUUCAGCUGCUAAACACCUUCAACAAAGUGGCUGGAUACAAAAUUAACUGAAAAAAAAUCAGUAGCCCUUAUGUGUACAAAAGACAAAAGGGCUGAGAAAGAAAUUAGGGAAACUACACCCUUCACAUUAGCCAGUAAUAAGUACCUUGGUGUGACUCUAACGAAGCAUGUGAAACACCUGUUUGAAAAAAAUGUCAAGGCUCUGAAAAAUGAAAUUGAAGAGGUAUCAGAAGAAGGAACGAUCUCCCAUGCUCAUGGACUAGUAGGAUUAACAUAGUGAAAAUGGCCAUCCUGCCAAAAGCAAUCAAUGGAUUUAAUGCAGUUCCCAUCAAAAUACCAACACAAUUCUUUAUAGAUCUUGAAAGAACAAUUCUUUACUUCACAUGGAACAACAAAAAUCCCCAGAACUAAACCUAUCUUGUACAACAACAGAUCGUGUGGAGGCAUCUCCAUUCCUGAUCUCAAGCAAUACUAUAAAGCAACUGCAUAAUACUGACAUAUAAACAGAAUGGUGGGUCAAUGGAACUGAAUAGAAGAUGUAGAAAUAAACCCAUACACCUAUGGAUACUUGUUUUUUGACAAAGAAGCCAAAACCAUACAAUGGAAAAAGCCUGCAUCUUCAACAAAUGGUGCUGGUCUAACUGGAUGUCUGCUUGUAGGAAAAAAUGCAAAACGAUCCAUAUUCAUCACCUUACACAAAACUAAAGUCCAAAGUGGAUCAAAGAUCUCAACAUAAAACCAGACAUAGUAAACCUGUUAAAAGAAAUAUUGGUGAGGAGCCUUGAACUCAUUGGCAUAGGAGAAUACUUCCUGAACUGAACACCAAUAGCUCAGGCUCUGAGAUCAAAAAUUAAUAAAUGGGGUCUCAUGAAACUGAAAAGUUUCUGUAAACAAAGGACUCUGUCAUCAAAAUGAAACGACAGCCUACAGAUUGAGAAAGUAUAGCCCUAUAGCUGACAGAGGGCUAAUCCAGAAUAUAUAAAGAACUCAAGAAGUUAAACAGCAAUAAAACAAGUAGUCCAAUUAAAAAUGUGGUAUAGAGCUAAAUAGAGAAUUCUCAGUGGAGGAAUAUUGAAUUGCAGAGAAACAGUUAAAGCAAUGUUCAGCAUCCUUAAUCAUUAGGGAAAUGCUGAUCAAAACAACCCUGAGAUUUCAUCUUACAGCCAUCAAAAUGGCUAAAGCUCAAGUGACAACACAUGCUGGAGGAGAUGUCCAGAAAGGGGAACCCUCCUCCAUUUCUGGUAGGAAUAUAAACUUGUACAGCCACUUUGGAAAUCAAUCUGGCACUUUCUCAGAGAAAUAGGAAUAUUGUUUCCUCAGGAUCCAGCUAUAGCACUCCUAGCUAGGCAUAUAUCCAAAACAUGCUCAAGUAUACAACAGGGGCAUUUGCUCAACUCUGUUCAUAGCAGCUUUAUUUGUAAUAGCCAGAUCUGGAAACAAUCCAGAUGUCCCUCAAAUGAAGAAUGGAUACAGAAAUUGUGGCACAUUUACACAAUGGUAUACUGCUUAGAUAUUAAAAACAGGAAAAUCAUAAAAAUUGCAGGCAAAUGGUGGGAACUAGAAAUGCUCAUCUUGACUGAGGUAUCCCAGAAGUUGAAACAAACACAUGGUAUAUACUCAUAAAUGGAUUUUUAGACAUAUGUAGGACAAACAUUCUAAAAUAUGUUCACCUCUAGAAGGUAAACAAGGAGGACCCUGGUUACAUGAUCAGUCCUCACUCAGAAUGACAAAUGGGACAGAUAUUGGAAGUGGGAGAUACCAGGCAAUAGGACAGGAACUGACCACUGAGGGCCUCUGAAGACUGUACCCCACAGGGUAUCAAAGUAGAUGCUGACAUUCAUAGCCAAACUUUAGGCAGAGUGCAGGUAAUCUUAUGAAAGAAGGGGAGAUGAGAGGACCUGGAGGGGACAAUAUCUCCACAAGGAGAACAAUAGAUCCAAGAAAUCUAGGCAUAGGGGUGCCAGAGCCCACCAGGAGAGUUGAAUGGUUCUUGAGUCGGGAGUGAGGAUUGAAAUUAAUGAAAAAACAAACAAACAAACAAACAAAAAACCCCAAAUACACAGCAUACAGGAAACUUUUUUAAAGAGGCUCCGGACUGCAGCAGCCGCAGUCACAAGUAGCAAACAGAUGUAGCAGCAGCAGCAAGCCACACGCCUUAGCCACAACAGCCUGAUUUUUUUUGUAGACAGCUUUUAAGCCACAGUAAAAACAGCUCAGAACAAUGGGUUAAAUUUCCACAAGGAGCUGGAGCAAGAGGUAUGAUCUUCACAAGCUAUCUCACCUGCUGUCACAAACAAAAGGUGAUGGACUUGCAAAUUCUUCCCUGACUUCAGUGAAGUCCUGGUAAAAGCAGUCUUUCCACUGAGAUAUAAAUAUCAAAGCAGCUGCCAGAGCCACGGCUCCCAACUUAAAGGUCUUUUCUGAGACUGCUACUCCAAUCAAGAACCAUGCAUGGAGAUAACAUAGAAUCUUUAAUAGCUCUACACAGUUGUAGCCCAUGGCAGCUCCAAGUGGGUUCUGUAGAAAGGGGAACAGUGACUGCCUCUGACAUGAACUCAGUGACUGGCUCUUUGAUCACCUUCCCUUGAUGGGGCUCCAGCCUUACCAGGCCACAAAGGAAGACAAUGCAGCUAGUCCUGAUGAGACCUGAUAGGCUAGGUUCAGGUGGAUGGGGAGGAAUACCUUCCAUAUCAGUCAUCUUGUGGUGGGGCAUGGUAGGACAUGAGGGAGGUAGGAUUGGGAGGCAAUAAUGGAGUGAGAUACAGUGGGGAUACAAAGUGAAUAAACUAAUUUAUUUAAAAAUAAAUUAAUAAAAAUAGACUCAAAAGUCUAAUAAAAUUUCUCUGAAGAGAAUACAGACAUACAUCAAAACUAUUAUCCACUAUGAAUGACUUGCUUAUCCCUGAUAUGGCACAACAUAAGUCAAUAAAUAUAAAAACUACAUAAAUGAUGUAUAAACAGAAAUCACAUGAACAUCUCAAUAGCUUAAACAAAAACCAAAAAACGUCUUUAAAAAAAUCCAACGUGCCUUUAUCAUAUAAGUUUCAAAAGUUGUAAGGCCAGAAGCAAUACCUCUCAACACAAUAAAAUCUAUAGAUGAGAAACCUGCAUCCACAAUCAUCCCUAAUAGAGAAAAGGUUUAGGCAAGUAUACUCAGGUCAGAAGUUUGUCAUCUAUGUUCACCACCCUCACUUUUUUCAAUAUUUUGCUCAAAGUGCUUGUUUAAGCAAUAAAGAAAGAUAAAUAAAGGAAUAUAAAUAGGGAAAGUAGAAUUCAAACUAUCACUCUUUGCAGAUGAUGUAAUAAUAUGCAUUGCAGUUCCCCAAAAUUCUAUCACAAAAAAAUUAUGAAAUGAUUAACAAUAUAGCUAUGUGACAGGAUACAGAAUUAACUUGCAGAAAUCUAUUUACUUUUGUAUAUACCAACAUCAAACAUUCAAAGGAGAUCUUGAACACACUCCCAUUCAGAAAUGUCUGAAAGAAAAUAAAGUAUCUAGUAAUAAACAGAUGAAAGAAAAAAACACACCCACAAUGAGAACUUCAAACACCUGAAGAAAUCAAGAAAGACACUGGAAAAUGAAGAGACAUCCCAUGUUCCUGGAUUGAUGAUGGUAAAAUUUUGAAAAUGACUGUUCUACCAAAAGCUAUUCACAAAUUCAAUGCAAAUGCAAUGAAAAGCAUAAUAUCAUUCUUCACGAACAGAAAAAAAAAUUCUGCCCAGUUUCUUCAUCCAUUUCUGUUGUCUAUUCUAUUUUCUAUUCUGAGUGAGACUGGCACCCUCCUGUGGACCCUUGUUAUUUUGCUUCUUUGGGUCUGUGGAUUGUAGUAUGAUUAUCCUGUACUGUAGGUUUAAUAUCUGCUCAUAAGUGAGUACACAGUAUGUGUUUCUAUCUAUGUCUGUGUUACCUCACUCAGGAUAAUUUUUUUUUUCUAGUUUGAUCCUUUUGCCUGCAGUUUCCAUGAUUUCUUAUUUUUAAUAACUGAUUAGUAUCCCAUUGUGUAAAUGUACCAGAAAUGCUUUUAUACAUUCUUCUAGAUUUGAGGGACAUCUAGGUUGUUUCCAGUUUCUAGCUUUUAUGAAUAAAACAGCUAUGAACAUAGUAGAACAAAUGUCCUUGUCCUAUAAUGGAACAUCUUUUGAAUAUGUUCCCUCGAGUGGUAUAGCUGGGUUUUGAGGCAGAACUAUUCCCAGUUUUCUGAGAAUGCACCAGAUUGAUUUCCAGAGAAGUUGUACAAGUCUGCAUUCCCAUCAGCAUGGGAGGAAUAUUCCCUUUUCUCCACAUCCUCACCAGCAUGUGUUGUCACUUGAGUUUUUGAUCUUAGCCAUUUGAGUGGUAUAAGAUGGAAUCUUAGAGUCAUUUUGAUUUCCAUUUGUCUGAUGGCUAAGGACUUUGAUGAUUUUCUUUAGUGCUUCUCAUCCAUUCAAGAUUCCUCUGUUGUGAAUUCUCAGUUUAAAUCUGAACCCCAUUUUUAAAAUUGGUUUAGUUGAUUUGUUGGUGUUUAAUUUCUUAAGUUCUUUGUAUAUUUUGGAUUUUACCACUCUGUCUGAUGUAGGGUUGGUGUUAGUAUUUUCCCAAUCUGUUGGCUGCCAUUUUGAUCUAUUGAUAAUGUCCUUUGACUUACAGAAGCUCUUCCAUUUCCUGAGAUCCCACUUAUUAGUUGUUGAUCUCUGAGCCUGUGCUGUUGUUUUUUUAUUGUGUCCUAUGUUAAGGAGUUCCAGACUUUUCUUCACCAUGUCUUAUCUAAAUAUAUCUCUGGUUUUAUGUCAAGGUCUUUGAUCCACUUGGACUUGAGUUUCUGCAUAGUGAUACAAAGGGGUCUAUUUGCAUUUUUCUACAGGCAGACACCUAGUUAGACCACAACCAUUUGUUGAAGAUGCUGUCAUUUUUCCAUUGUAUGGUUUUAUCUUUGUUGAAAGUAAAGUUCCAGUAGGAGCGUGGGUUUAUUUCUGUGUCCUUAUUCCUGACCUUAUUUGUAGAGGAUCGGUCUGCUCUCAAGGGUGUUUUAUUUUUCCAUAUGAAGUGCUUGCUCUUUCAAGGUCUGUAAAGAACUAUGUUGGAAUGUUGGUGGGAAAAGGAUUGAAUCUGUAGUUUGCAUUUGUUAGGAAUGCUGUUUUACUAUGUUAAGCCUACAUAUCCAUGAUUUUGGGAGAUCUUUCCAUCUUCUGAUAUCUUCUUCAGUUUUUUUUUCUGUAAAGACAUGAAAUUCUAGUCAUAGAGGUCUUUCACUUCUUGGUUAGAGUUACAACAAAAUAUUUUAUAUUGUUUGUGGCUACUGCACAGGGUGUUAUUUACCAAAUUUCAUUCUCAGCCCAUUUUUCAUUUGUAUACAGAAGGGCUAAUGAACUUUUUGGUAAACUGUGUUCCCAGCUAUUUUGUGAAAAGUAUAUAUCAAUUGUAGGAAUGCUCUGGUAGAAUUUCUUGGGUCACUUAUGUAUACUAGUAUAUCAUCUGCAAAUAGUGAUAAUUUGACUUCUUCCUUUCCAAUGUGUAUCUUCUUGAUCACCUUCAGUAUUUUUUAUUGUUCUAGCUAGGACUUAAGUAGUAUAUUGAAGAGAUGUGGGGAGGAUAGGCAUCCCAUCCUUGUCAUGUACCUCAUAUGAGUGGAAUUUAAGUUUCUCUCCAAGUAAUUUGAUGCUGGCUCUCAGCUUGCUUUUUACUGCCUUUAUUAUGUUAAGUAUGUGCCUGAUUCCUUGUAUGCUUGAUUUCUCCAAGUCUUUUAACAUGAAGGGGUGUUGGAUUUUGUGAAAGGCUUUAUCUCGUCUAAUGAGGUGAUCAUGUGAUUUUGUUCUUUCACUUUGUUUAUAUGGUGGAUUACAUUGAUGGAUUUUCAUAUGUUGAACCAUCCUGGUAUCCCUGAGAUAAAACCUAUGCGUUCAUUGUGUUUAUCUUUGAUGUAUUUUCGGAUUUGGUUUUCGACUGUUUUAUUGAGUGUAUUUAUAUCUAUGUUCAUAAGUGAGAAUGGUCUGAAAUUCUCUUUCUUUGUUGAGACUUUGGUUUGUGUAUCAGGGUGACAGCCAUCAGAAUGAGUUUGGCAAUGUUUCUUCUGUUUGUAUUUUUGGAAUAGUUUGAUAAGUAUUGGUAUUUACUCUUGUUUGAAAAUCGGGUAUGAUUCUAUGCUAAAGCCAUCUGACCCAGGGCGUGUGUGUGUGUGUGUGUGUGUGUGUGUGUGUGUGUGUGUGUGUGUUUGGCAGAAUUUUUAAUGACUGCUUCCAUUUUCUAAGGUGUUAUUGGCUUUGUUGUUUCAUUUUAUUAAUUUUAUUGUUUUUGUUUUUGAAGAAAAAGUUUCUGUUGUCUUGUGUGUCCUGUAAGUAGGUAUGUGAAUCACAUGGGCCUCAGACUUAGAGAUCCACCUGAAUCUGGAUCAUGGAUUGUAUGUGGGCCCACAUGCCUGUCUUUGUAGUGUUGUUUUGUUUUCUUUUUAUAUUAUUGGCUAAUAGACCUGAAAUUUGUUCAUAUCAAACCCGUUGUUUACUUGAUCUUUACUCACAUCUUGAAUUUUGAAAUUUUUCAGAGCACAUUUCUCUUUUGGCAACUUCAGGCUCAUUAACCAAUGCUGUUACAUUAUGGCCACACCCAUAAAAUUCCAGGAGCCUCCCUUGACCCAGAAACUCACCCAGAUUUCUAUUUUUUCUUCUUGUUACCUUCCUCCCUCUACUCUCCCCAUACCUGAUGCCCAUCCCCAUUACCCUACCCACUCCCUCUCCCACUCUGUACCUUCCCUCUAUUUAAUUCAGAUACAUAUCUCAUUUUCUCUUCAGAGUGAGUUUACUACAUCCUGCCUUUACUCUCCUUGACUCUCUGGUUGUGUGGAUUGUUCCCUGGUUAUCCUGUAAUGUAUGGUUAAUUUCUACUUAUAAGUAAGUAGGUACCAUGUGGGUCUUUCUGGGUCUCAGUUAUCUCACUCAGAAAGAUCUUUCCUAGUUCCACCCAUUCUCUUGCUGAUUGCAUGAAGUCUUUUUUAUUAAUAGCUAAUUGGUAUUCCAUUGUGCAACUGUAUCACAUUCUCUUUAUUCAUUCUUCAGUGGAAGGAAGUCUAGGCUGUUUCCAGUUUGUGUUUAUUACAAAUGAAUAUGCUGUGAACAUAGUUAAGCAAGUGUUCUUCUGGUGUAGUAGAGCAUCUUUUGGGUAUAUUACCCUAAGUGGUAUAGCUAUUAAGGUAUGUAGGAAUUGACAUUUGUCUUUUCUUAAUUUUUUGAGACAUAUCUAAAUGGAUUUCCAAAGAGGUUGUUCAAGUUUUCAUUCUCACCAUCACUGGAGGUGUGUUCUCUUUACUCCACAUUCCUCACCACCGUGUGCUGUCACUUGAGUUUCGUGAUCUGAGCUAUUCUGACAAGUGUAAGAUUGAAAUGAAGAAUCCUUCAAUUUACAUUUCCUUGAUGACUAAAGACACUGAACAGUUCUUUAAGUACCUCUCAUCCAUUAGCACUUCCUCUGCUUAGAGUUCUCUGUUUAACUCUGUAUGGCAUUAUUUAUUUGGGUUAUUUGGUUUGUUUGUGUCUAAUUUGUUCAAUUCUUUAAUUUGAAUAUUAUCCUUUAGUCAGAUGUAGGGUUCAUAAAGGUCCUCUCCAAGUCUGUGUGCUGCCAUUUGUACUAUUGAUAGAGUUGUUUAACUUCCAGAUACUUUUCACUUUUAUGCAUCCCUUUUAUUAAUUGUUAAUCUUAGUGUCUGAGCUGUUGGUGUACUAUUCACAGAGGUGUCUCCUGUACCAAUGAGUUCAAGGCUAUUCCCCACUCUCUCUUCUAUUGUGUUUAGUAUAUCCAGUUUUAUGUUACAGUCUUUGAUCCAAUUGGACUUGAGGUUUGUGCAGGGUGGUAAAUAUGGCUGUAUUUGCAUGUGUCUACAUGCAGACAUCAAGUUAGAGAAACACCAAUUGCUGAAGAUGCUUUCUAUUUUUCCUUUGUAUCUUUUUGACUUUGUCAAAUAUCAAAUUCCUGUAGGAAUGUGUGUUUAUUUCUUGGUCUUUAAUCUGGUUCCAUUAUCAAUCUGCCAGUUUCUAUGCCAAUACCAUGAAGUUUUAAUUACCAUUGCUCUGUAGUAUAGCUUGAAAUUAUGGCUGCUGGUACCGCCAGAAAUUCUUUUACAGUAUAGAAAUAUUUUAUCUAUAUUGCAUUUUCUUUCCUAUGAAGUUAAUGGUUGCUCUUUCAAAGUCUAUGAAUAAUUGUGUUGGAAUUUUGAUUGGAAUUGCUUUGAACCUAUCAAUUGCAUUUGGUAAGAUGGCCAUUUUUUACAAUGCUAAUUGUAUGAUCCUUGAGUUUGGGAGAUCUUUCCGUCUUCUGGUAUCUUCUUCAGUUUCUUCCUUCAGGGACUUGAAUUUCUAGUCAUACAGAUCUUUCACUUGCUUGGUUAGAAUUAUACCAAAACUAUUUUAUAUUGUUUGUGACUAUUAUUCAGGGUGUUGUUUCCCUAAAUUCAUCCUAAGCCUAUUUACUGUCUGUAUACAGAAGGGUUAUUGAUGUUUUUAGUAAAUUUUGUUCUGCGCCACUUUGUGGAAAGUGUUUGUCAUUGUAGGAGUUCUUUUUUAGAAUUUUUAGAUUCGCUUAUGUAUUCUACUAUAUCAUCUUCGUAUAGUGAUUCUUUGGUAUCUUCCUUUCCAAUCUGUCUCCUUGAACAUGUUCCGUUGUCUUAUUGCUCUAGCCUGGAAUUUGGUGGAAUUGCUUCAAUUUUUUUAAAAUUUAAUUUGAUGUAGUCUAUAGGCUUGCACUCCAUUGCCUUUAUUAUAUUUAGGUUUGAACCUUUUGUGCAUGAUCUCUACAUUCUUUUAAGAUGAAUGGCUGUUAGAUUUUUUGUCAAAGGCCUUUUCAGCAUCUGAUGAGAUGACCAUGUGAUUUUUUUCUAUCAGAUUAUUUAUAAGGUGAAUUAAAUUGAUGGAUUUACAUAUAUUGAACCAUCCCUGCAUCACUGAGAUGGAGGCUACCUCCUCUUGGUGGGCAAUAUUAAUGAUGUGUUUUUGGAUUCAGUUUCUGAGUAUUAUAUUGAGUAUUUUUAGAUCGCUUUCAUAAAUGAGAUUUUCUGAAAUUCUUUUUUUCUGUUGUGUUUUUAUUUUAUUUAGUUAUAGGGUGAUUGUGAUCCUAUAGAAUGAUUUUGGCAAUGUUCCUUCUUUUUCUGUAUUUUGUGGAAUAGUUUAAGGAGUAUUUGUAUUAGCUUUUCUUUGAAAGCCUGUCAGAAUUCUGUGCAAAAACCUGCUGGCUCAGAGCUUUUUAUUUUAUUUUGGAGACUUAAUGACUGCUUCUUUUUCCUUAGUGUAUGUAGGUCAUGUUUAUUUUUUUGUUUUGUGGUGUUUGUUUGUUCUUUUUGUUUUUGAAGUUAUUUUCUUUUUGUAGUCCUGACUGUCCUGUAAGUAGGUAUGUAGAUCAGGCAGGGUUCAACUUAGAGAUCCACUUUAAAGUGUCUCUAGAGUGCUGGGAUUAGUUGUGGGCCCACAUGCCUGGCCUUUUUGUUUCUUUGUUAUAUUAUUAUGUGAUAGGCCUGGAAUGUGCAUAUUGUAUAUGUCAAACAUAUGCUCUUCAUUAGGAUAUUAAUACUGUUUGAACCUCUGAAUCAUACGAUUGCUUGUUUUAAAAUUUUUUGAAUGAAUAUGACUAUUUUUCCUGUUUAUGUGAAUAAAUAUCUCAUGUGUGCCUGGUCCUCACAAGAUUCAGAACUCUUGAAUUUAGAAUAAUAGAUAGGUGUGAGCCUCUAUGUGUUGGGUCAAGGUAAGCCUUUAAGAGGCCCAUACGGAAUGGCAAGUAAAGCUUCAGGAACUCCUGUUUCUCCUUGAAAGGUUCUGAUCCAAUGCACACUGUUGCUUUACUAGUGACUCCUAGCACACUAGUGAAGUCUCAAAGGGAUCCAAGGCUAGUGCGGUGCUGCUUCCCCUUUCCAUAUAGGUAUAUGGAAAUAUAUACCACAAAACUAAGUUGUGGUGUGGCAACUCUCACAUUCCUUACAGUUGCACCAACCUGAUUGAUUGUUACUAGUAUUUGAGGCUAGUAUGGGAUGGUCUGAUUGGGCUUUCAGUCAUUUAAAGGCUGUAACGCUGUAACAAAGUUUGAUCUGCACCUUUGAAUGUUGUCUCUGGAGUUUGAUUAUCAGGUUUCUGUGUGGACCCUGUCACCCCUAACCCACCUACCCCAUGGUACCUGAUCGCCAUCUGUGUAAGUACUGGCAAUCAGGCCCAAAUAUCUGCAAGACCAACAAGAUCUCUUCACAGCUGAGCCAUCUCUCAUGUCCUAUGUUGCCUAUUUCAUUUAUUUAUUCAUUCAUUUUUUAUUUCUAAUAAUUUAAUUUAAAUUUGUGUGCAUUGAUGUGAGGAUGUCAGAUUGAUUGAAUUGGAGUUACAGAUAACUAUGAGCUGUCAUGUGGGUGCUGGGAAUUGAACCCCUGUCCUCUGGAAGAACAGACAGUGUUCUUAACCACUGAACCAUACCUCCAGCCCCCAUGUUGCCUAUUUAUGAUCAACAUUUACAUUCCUAAUAUUUGCAUCUCUCCUUUUGUAAUUGUUCAAGUUUUCAUUUCAUUUUAGCAAGAUCGUAUUAAUGUUACAAUUUAAGUGAGGCACUUCAGGUUUCUAGACAUGUAUACAGUACUGGAUAGAAUAUAUAACUCUUUGUAGAAACUUGAGAAUGAUCUUUCAGUUCUUUCCAUGUUUUUAGUUUGAUUGAUUUUUUUGCAGAUUAUUCAGGUUCUUAUUAUGUACUCCUGACUGUCCUGGAACUUAUUGCAGAGAGCAGGCUAGCAUCCAGCUCUAUGAGAGUGCAUUGACCUACAAUGAUGUGCAUGUGAACUUCACUCGAGAAGAGUGGGCUUUGCUGGAUCCUUCCCAGAGGAGUCUAUACAAAGAGGUAAUGCUGGAGACCUACAGGAACCUCACUGCUAUAGGAUACAAUUUGGAAUAUCAUAAUAUUGAAGAGAAUUGUCAAAGUUCUAGAAAACAUGCAAGGUUUGAAAAUAGUCAUAGUGGAGAGAAAGCUUCUGAAGAUACUCGAUAUGACGAAGUCUUUACACGUCACAUUAGUCCCCACACAUAUAAAAGUAUGCAUAUUGGUGAGGAUCGCUAUGAAUGUAACCAAAAUGGUAAUGCCUUUGCACAUAACAGUCACCUCCUAACACAUAAAAGGACACAUAUUGGAGAGAAACCUUAUGAAUGUAACCAACGUGGUAAAGCCUGUGCACGUAACAGUAAUCUAAUACACGAAAAAAAUCACAAUGGAGAGAAACCUUAUGAAUGUAACGAAUGUGGAAAAGCCUUUGCACGUAAAAGUACUCUCAUAGUACAUGAAAGAACUCACUCUGGAGAGAAACCUUAUGAAUGUAACCAAUGUGGUAAAGCCUUUGCAUGUAAUAGUAGUCUCCAAAUACAUAAAAGAACUCACACUGGAGAGAAACCAUAUGAAUGUAACAAAUGUGGUAAAGCCUUUGCACGUAACAGUACUCUCCUAGUACAUGAAAGAACUCACACUGGAGAGAAACCAUAUGAAUGUAACCAAUGUGGUAAAGCCUUUGCACAUAACUGUCAUCUGGUAGUACAUAAAAGAACUCACACUGGAGAGAAACCUUAUGAAUGUAACCAAUGCAGUAAAGCCUUUGCACGGAGCAGUCAUCUGGUAGUACAUAAAAGGACUCACCCUGAAGAGAAGCCUUAUGAAUGUAUCCAAUGUGGUAAGGCCUUUAAACAUAACAGUAAUCUCCUGAUACAUAAAAGAACUCACACUGGACAGAAACCUUAUGAAUGUAACCAAUGCGGUAAGGCCUUUGCAUGGAACAGUCAUCUGGUAGCACAUAAAAGAACUCACACUGGAGACAAACCUUAUGAAUGUAACCAAUGUGGUAAAGCCUUUAAACAUAACAGCAGUCUCCUGCUACAUAAAAGAACUCACACUGGACAGAAACCUUAUGAAUGUAACCAAUGUGGUAAAGCCUUUGCACGGAACAGUCAUCUGGUAGUACAUAAAAGAACUCACACUGGAGAGAAACCUUAUGAAUGCAACCAAUGUGCUAAAGCCUUUGCAUGUUACAGUGCUCUCCUAAAACAUAAAAAAACUCACACCUGAGAGAAACCUUAUGAAUAUAACGAAAGUUGCAAAGACUUUGCACGUAACAGUAAUUUCCUAAUACAGAAAAGAACUCCCACUGGAUAUAAACCUUAUGAAUGUAACCAAUGUGGUAAAGUCUUUGCACAGAAUAGUCAUCUGGAAGUACCUAAAAGAACUUACAUUGGAGAGAAAUCUUAUGAAUGUACCUCAUAUGAUAAAGUGUAUGCAUUUCAGAGUAGUCUCUGAAAACCUAAAAGAACACAACUUGAAGAAAAAAAACAUUAUGAAUGUAAUCUGUUUGGCAUCAUCUUUGUACAACACAGUCAUCUCCUAAUACAUAAAAAUGCAUGUUGCAGAAAAUUCUUAUGAAAAUAACCAAUGUCAUAAAAGCUUUUCAUGUAAGAGUCAUCUUGAACAAGAACACUUACUGGAGUGAAACCCUAUGACUGUAAUCAAUGUGUUAAAGCCUUUGCAUAUCAUAAUAAUCUCCAUGUACAUAGAAGAAUACACACUGGAGGAAAACUAUGAAUGUAACUAAUGUGAUAAAGCUUCUUGACGUAAUAGUAAUAUCAUAUGACAGAAAGAACAUAUACUGGAGAGAAACCUUAUGAAUGUAACCAAUGUUCUAAAAGUUGCUCUUCACACUCAUCUUCAAAGUCAUGAAAGAAUUCAUAUUGGACUGAAAGACUAUGAGUGCAUUUAGCAUGGUGAAGCUCUUCCACAUUUGUAUAGUCAUCAUCAUUAAAGAAUUCAUACUGGAGAGACAUUAAUGAAUGUUUUAAAAUGUGAGGGCUUUGCAUAUAUCUAUAUUUUUCAUCAUUAUAAAGGUUUCAUAAUGGAGAGGAAUUCCAAGAAAAAAACAUUUUUAAGAGGUGCAGCUGAGAGGCACUGUGGUUAUGUGGACUAGAUAUGCAAAAUAUUUCAAGUGUUUCACAUCUUUCUUCUUCACAUGUUCUCUUUACAAAAUAAUUAGAACCCUGUGUCUCUCCACACCCCUGCCCUGUGGAUCUUCUGUACUUUCUCCUGCCUUCUUUGAUUUCUUUUGUUUUCAACCCAUUAAGAAUUUAUUGUAAUGGAGACUUAAAAAAUGAAAUAAAAUGAAUUUUCAAAUCUUUU